Molecule: messenger RNA, 1194 nt
Organism: Sclerotinia borealis F-4128
Lineage: Eukaryota; Fungi; Ascomycota; Leotiomycetes; Helotiales; Sclerotiniaceae
Source: the annotation of a GenBank genome assembly
AUGUCGGAAGCACAUCCGGACCCGAUACACUCGGACAGCGAUGAAGAUAUAAACACCGAACAAGUGAUGAGUAGACGGGUAAAGGACGUCAUUUUUGUCAAGGACGGGCAUAAAUGUGUGAUCGCCAAGGACAUCGGAAUGCGCAAAGAUGUUUGCUAUCCAUGGUAUAAGGACUGCACGGACGAGAAUCAUCGAAAAUUCUGCAUCAACCCACAUCCUCGCACACUCAAGUAUGUGGAUAAAACAAGCAAGAACCGGAGAGCUUUUAUGAAAGCCCAUCGACACGAGAGUGAAGGAGGAUGGUGCUUACCACAAAAUCACUAUCGUCAUUUCUCCAAAUUCCCGCGAGUUGUCUUCUUUUAUCUGCACGCUACCGCUCAACACUGGCUUAUUCGUUGGUACUACAUCAUUAAUGAACAUCGACUUGAGCAGAUCAUCGACAGCAUACUAGGUCGCCUCGUGACAAUCCCGGAUGCCGCACUUGACCCCCUCGUCGUUACAUGUAAUUGGAAGAAGUUCUUUACCGGCUCACCGCACUUUACGAUAUACGAAGCUGGCAAGAACACUGAUCCUUAUGUAACCACCGAGGUCAGUACGCUCACUGAGACUAAUUACACCUUCCUAACCAAUAAUCCAACUUUCCAUGGGAGCCCUCCGACUUGGAUAGGCAAGGAUGUUUGGGGACCAUCGUCCUCGAAACCUUAUCUCACGGCUGAGGACAAAUCACGCCAAAUUUUCGAUUGCAGAAUUAAGAAAGGUAUCAGAGACAUCGAGAGAGGAGUGAGAAUCAAGAGUUUAGUAGGUUGGAUAUUUCAUGAUCCUUUCCUACGCUUCUUGUACACGAUUGGCAUCAAAAACGCAGCACUGCUUCGUACUCUGGAGUUCCGGGAAAGCUUACGAGUUUACAUUCCCUUCAUCAACAGAUUCUGCCCUAAAGUACAGAAACUGGUCCUGUUCAUCCUUUAUCCAUUAGAGGAGACGGAAAAUUUCGAAGAAAAGUUCCUGCAAUUCUUCGAAGGGGAUCUUCGAAACUUGACAUAUAUUACGGAGCUGGUAGUAGCGGAUGUACCAUCAAGCAGCGAUAUUAUCAGAGAACGCACGAUACCUCAACUUGCGAAACCCAGUCGAUUAUUUCCGGAAGAGAGCUUCACAAUCAGACAACGACAGAACAGCCACGGAUCUUUAGCAAAUUGA